AUGGGCGUCCUGUACGUGUGCCUCUACCUCAUCGCGCUCGGCACCGGCGGGCUCAAGUCCAGCGUCUCGGGCUUCGGCACCAACCAGUUCCACGAGCGCGACGCACGCGAGCGCGCCGCCAUGGGCCUCUUCUUCAUCAGCGUCGGCACGCUCCUCGCUGUCACCGUCCUCGUCUACGUCCAGGACCACGUCGCCCGGAGCUGGGCCUAUGGCAUCUGCGCCGGCACCAUGCUCGUCGCCAUCACCGUCCUCGUCGCUGCCGCCCGGAAGCGGAACAUCGUCAAGCAGCCGCUCACCGCCUCCGCGCUCUACGAGGACCGCCCCGAGCACGCGCGCAUCCCCCACACCGCCCAGUUCCCGUGCCUGGACAGGGCGGCAGUGAUGGCCGGCGACAGCGACAACGAGGUGGGCCACGACGGGCGGCCGACGCCCAACCCGUGGAAACUGUGCUCCGCGUCCGGCGUGGAGGAGGUUAAGAUGGUGGAGCGGCUGAUGCCGGUGUGGGCGACGACCAUCCUGUUCUGGACCAUCUAUGUGCAGAUGAUCACCUUCUCCGUGGAGCAGGCGACGACCAUGGACCGGCGCAUGGGCGGGUUCAAAAUCCCAGCCGCCUCGCUCACCGUCUUCUUCGUCGGCGCUAUCAUGCUCACCCUCGCCUUCUACGACCACGUCUUCGUCCCGCUCUGCCUAAGCCUCGUGACCGCCCGGCAGGGGUUCACGAACCUGGAGAAGAUCGGCAUCGGCCUGGUCCUCUCCAUCAUCGGCAUGGCCACCGCGGCAAUCUGCGAGAAGAAGCGCCUCGCCGUCGCUGCCACGAGUGGCGGCGCAGGGCAUGGGUCGCUGCCCAUCAGCGUCUUCAUGCUGACGCCGCAGUUCCUGGUGGUGGGCGCCGGCGAGGCAUUCAUCUACACGGGGCAGCUGGACUUCUUCAUCACGCGGUCGCCCAAGAGCAUGAAGACCAUGAGCACGGGCCUCUCCCUCACCACGCUCUCGCUCGGCUUCUUCCUCAGCAGCGCGCUCGUCUCGCUCGUCAAGAGCUGCACGCAGUGGCUCGGUGACACAAUCAACCACAGCCGCCUACUGGCUGCUGGCCGUGCUCAGCGUCGUCAACCUCGUCGCCUACCUCGUCUGCGCCACGUGGGCAACGGCACCGGCCAGCAGCCAAGCGGAGCAGCUGCAGUCCGUGAUGGCCACCGACGAGAAAUGCUAGCAAGAUCAGAUACCGAUCGACCUCUGUUGCACUCUCAAGUCCAGACAUAUACUACUUGA
Molecule: messenger RNA, 1269 nt
Organism: Miscanthus lutarioriparius
Lineage: Eukaryota; Viridiplantae; Streptophyta; Magnoliopsida; Poales; Poaceae
Source: the annotation of a GenBank genome assembly